Messenger RNA from Fonsecaea erecta, 1011 nucleotides. RefSeq lists its product as hypothetical. Lineage: Eukaryota; Fungi; Ascomycota; Eurotiomycetes; Chaetothyriales; Herpotrichiellaceae. Bases 1 to 1011 code for a protein of 336 amino acids. The transcript is spliced from 3 exons. The record is from RefSeq and is a predicted model, not a curated record.
AUGGCGUCUUCCAAAGACCUCCCUCCCUUGACGAAGAGCUACUUGAAGAUCUUCAUCGAGUCUCAAUUCAGGGCCAAACCUUCACAGCUUCCAAAGGGGACCAAUCUCUCCGGCAAAGGCUCCAAUGUUGGGAUUGGGUUCGAGGCUGCCCGCCAGCUGCUGUCCUUCAGCCUCUCUACCCUGAUCCUUGCCGUCCGGUCUGUUCAAAAAGGCGAAGCGGCAGCUGCCAAGCUGUCAAAACUGUAUCCGAAAGCAACUAUCAAGGUCUGGUCCUUGGACAUGUCAUCGUACAAGUCUGUUGAAGCUUUUGCCAAACGGGCAGAAUGCGAAUUGACCCGUCUGGACAUGGCGAUUCUCAACGCUGGGAUCGGCAACCCCAGAUUCGAAGUGAACGCUAAUACCGGCCACGAGGAGAUGAUGCAGGUCAAUUACCUUUCGACAGCGCUCCUUGCCAUUCUACUCUUACCGGUUCUCAAAAAGAAAUCGCCACCAGACGGACCGGGUCGUCUGUCGAUCACAAGCUCUGGACUGGCCCUGAUCGCCAAAACCCCGGAAAGUAACAAGGGAAUCUUGAAGUCACUCGACAUAGUUGAGACUUUCAAUCCCUUCACCAAUUAUUCUGUGUCCAAACUUCUUGCCCACAUGUUUCUAUACCAGCUUGAGGACAAGGUCUCGGCUGACGACGUGGUUGCGAAUCUGGUGGACCCUGGCUAUGUCAAAGGGACUAAUCUUCAGCGUCACCUCACUGGCCUGAGAGCGGUAGUUUCAUGGCUCUUGGGAGCGGCGACAGGCAGAAGUCCAGCACAUGGCGCGUCAACGUAUCUUGAUGCCACGAUCUCCAAGGGCAAAGAGUCCCAUGGAUGUUACCUCGCAGACUGGCAGAUCCGGCCGUUCGCCUCAAUCUUGUACACCCCAGAAGGCAAACAACUUAUCGAGCAAGUAUGGCGGGAGACACUGGACGAAUUUGACUUUGUCGAUGCCCGAGGCAUACUGGAUUGGAUGAAGGAAUGA